CAUUUGAAACUUAAAAUAAACUAGUUCGAAUUCCUCUUUUAUUGAGGGAUUCCUUUUGCAAUGGAUGCUUACUGCAAAUGUGUAAUGCACGGGGAAAAACAAUACAAUAACAAUAACAAUAACAAUAAUAACAAUACGCGCAGCUCCCAAAAGCAUGAGGAGCAUUAUGCAGAGCAAUCGCAGGUAAAUACGCAAGUGAAUCAAAAGCAUGCGCCAAAGUUGUCUGUGCAUCGCAACAAGGUGCAUCGUCUGGAGGGAUCCAAGGAAGUGAUGCAGAAAUCCACACAGACUUGCAUGCUGCGCACUCAGCCGGAGUCGUUGCAUAAAAUGCGAUUGCCAAAGCAGCAACAGCAAAAACCACCAAUAACAAAAACUUAUAUGGUAUCCCGGCCUGCUCAGCCUGUGCAACCAAAUCGAGGGCAGUUCAAAUCUACUUUUAAUGUGGAUUGCGUAUCAGGUUUGCCAAGUGAGGAUUGUUUGAUUGAAUCAAAAUUUGCUAAACCCGAACUGGACGCCAGCGGCGAUUGUGUGCGGUAUAUAAAUCCCAAUUAUGGCAAGGACUCCAGCAAGACGAUGCUAUCCGAGGUGUACGAGGGAAUGCGUAAGCGAUCCGCUUCCCCGCUGGAAACGACCAGCGAACAUUGCAAUCAGAUUAAUGCUCGACUCGAUGCACUCCUGGCGGAGGACAGUGAAUCGGUGAACAUCGCAAAUUCGAUGCGAAUGGUGAUAGCGGGCAAGAGCGGCACCGACUUGCGUGCCGUUGUGCGCUCGCAGAUACAGAUGCAGCACGAACUCACCCAAUCUAUAUCGAAAAUUGCCAAAAGCACAGAGCGUCUCGUUAUGGGUUCAAAUCCACAGAAAAUGCCGUCGCAGAAAGCGAUGGAUAAUUUAGAUGUGAACAAUGCGUUGGUCACUGCCAAGGAUGUGAUUAGCCUCAAGGUGAUGGCGCCAAUUAUGCGACGCGUUCAACGCUUAUAUUACAACAAUCUGCAAGAGAAAAUUGAGAUCUUAAAUGAUAUGGAAAGGGCCUCGGAACUCGUCGACGAAAUAUACGAAUCUUUCAAUGUGCAGCGGAAUGCGAAAUAGUCGCUAAAAUAACUGCUGCAUUUAUAAUAAAAAUCGUCAUAAUAGUUUAGUUGAUUGAAUUAUACUUUUAAGUCAUAAUAAACACAAUAUAAAAUUGAGA
This is a messenger RNA of Drosophila grimshawi, 1186 nucleotides long. RefSeq lists its product as uncharacterized. The record is from RefSeq and is a predicted model, not a curated record. Bases 61 to 1086 code for a protein of 341 amino acids. The transcript is spliced from 2 exons. Lineage: Eukaryota; Metazoa; Arthropoda; Insecta; Diptera; Drosophilidae.